Brassicogethes aeneus is the source of this 3163-nucleotide messenger RNA. The record is from the annotation of a GenBank genome assembly. NCBI's taxonomy places the organism in Eukaryota, Metazoa, Arthropoda, Insecta, Coleoptera, Nitidulidae.
AAAUUUGCCGCCCCAAACGAACGUUAUACCGAAUACAACCAUACAAGUCACAUUUUGAAAAAUAGAGAGAAGUUUUUAGUUUGCGCCACAACCAUGAAGCCGUUCAAGAAAGUCUGCAUAACCGCUUGUAUACUGAUUGUUAUUUGUUUGAAGUUAACCGAAGGAUUUUUAAAGGAUGAAGGGCGUGCCGAAAUUAAAAGCAAUCUAGAUGACGUAAGACAUUUAAGAGACUCCAAAAUCAAUGAAGAAAAAGACGACGUUCAACGAUUCUUUGAAAGAUCCUUAAGGGAGACUCAAAUAACCGUCAAAAAUCAAGAGAAGCAGCAAAAGAACGUAAUAAUAACAUGCGGGUUGAAUAUUCUAGAGAAAACAUUGAAGAUACAAGAAGAAACACCAUGUUAGAAUCCAGAAGGCCCCGCCAAGGUAGAGAAGAAUCUCGAGAAAAUACCAGACGUGAAGAAUCUCGCUUGGAAAGGCGAGAAUCACCUCUACAAGUGCUUCGUUUACGAUCAAGACGUGAAGAAACACGAGAAUCUCCCAGACAGAGAGAUACUGAAGCCCGUCGUGAAGUACAACAGGAAUCUCGGAGAGAAUCCGGCGAGAAUACAAGAGAACUUGAAAACCUUGCCGAAAGGCGAGAAUCUUCUGCUAUACGUGCCGAAAGGCAAGAAUUCUUAGCUCGCCGUGAAGCACGUGAAGAAUCUCGUUUGGAAAGGCGAGAAUCACCUCUACAAGGUCUUCGUUUACGAUCCAGACGUGAAGUACGAGACCUUUCACCCAAAGAAAGACAAGAAUCUCCCAGGCAACGAGAUACUGAAGCCCGACGUGAAUUACGAGAUGAAUCUCGUAGAGAAUCUCGUGAAAACACAAGAGAACGCGAAAACCUUGCCGAAAGGCGAGAACCUUCUGCUAGACGUGCCGAAAGGCAAGAAUCCUUAGCUAGCCGUGAAGUACGUGAAGAAUCUCGCUUUGUAAGGCGAGAAUCACCUCUACAAGUGAUUCGUUUACGAUCCAGACGUGAAGUACGAGACCUUUCACGCGAAGAAAGACGAGAAUCUCCCAGACAACGAGAUACUGAAGCCCGACGUGAAGUACGAGAUGAAUCUCGUAGAGAAUCUCGUGAAAACACAAGAGAACGCGAAAACCUUGCCGAAAGGCGAGAACCUUCUGCUAGACGUGCCGAAAGGCAAGAAUCCUUAGUUCGCCGUGAAGUUCGUGAAGAAUCUCGCUUGGAAAGGCGAGAAUCACCUCUACAAGUGCUUCGUUUACGAUCCAGACGUGAAGUACGAGACCUUUCACGCGAAGAAAGACGAGAAUCUCCCAGACAACGAGAUACUGAAGCCCGACGUGAAGUACGAGAUGAAUCUCGUAGAGAAUCUCGUGAAAACACAAGAGAACGCGAAAACCUUGCCGAAAGGCGAGAACCUUCUGCUAGACUUGCCGAAAGGCAAGAAUCCUUAGUUCGCCGUGAAGUUCGUGAAGAAUCUCGCUUGGAAAGGCGAGAAUCACCUCUACAAGUGCUUCGUUUACGAUCCAGACGUGAAGUACGAGACCUUUCACGCGAAGAAAGACGAGAAUCUCCCAGACAACGAGAUACUGAAGCCCGACGUGAAGUACGAGAUGAAUCUCGUAGAGAAUCUCGUGAAAACACAAGAGAACGCGAAAACCUUGCCGAAAGGCGAGAACCUUCUGCUAGACGUGCCGAAAGGCAAGAAUCCUUAGUUCGCCGUGAAGUUCGUGAAGAAUCUCGCUUGGAAAGGCGAGAAUCACCUCUACAAGUGCUUCGUUUACGAUCCAGACGUGAAGUACGAGACCUUUCACGCGAAGAAAGACGAGAAUCUCCCAGACAACGAGAUACUGAAGCCCGACGUGAAGUACGAGAUGAAUCUCGUAGAGAAUCUCGUGAAAACACAAGAGAACGCGAAAACCUUGCCGAAAGGCGAAAACCUUCUGCUAGACGUGCCGAAAGGCAAGAAUCCUUAGCUCGCCGUGAAGUACGUGAAGAAUCUCGCUUGGAAAGGCGAGAAUCACCUCUACAAGUGCUUCGUUUACGAUCCAGACGUGAAGUACGAGACCUUUCACGCGAAGAAAGACGAGAAUCUCCCAGACAACGAGAUACUGAAGCCCGACGUGAAGUACGUGAAGAUUCUCGGUUGGAAAGGCGAGAAUCACCCCUACAAGUGCUUCGUUUACGAUCCAGACGUGAAGAACGAGACCUUUCACGCGAAGAAAGACGAGAAUCGCUCAGACAACGAGAUACUGAAGCCCGACGUGAAGUACAAGACGAAUCUCGUAGAGAAUCCCGUAAGAACACAAGGGAACGCGAAGACCUUUCCGAAGGGCGUAAAUCUUCUGCUAAACGUGCCGAAAGGCAAGAAUCCUUAGCUAGCCGUGAAGUACGUGAAGAUUCUCUCUUGGAAAGGCGAGAAUCACCUCUAAAAGUCCUUCGUUUACGAUCCAGGCGUGAAGUACGAGACGUUUCACGCGAAGAAAGACGAGAAUCUCCCAGACAACGAGAUACCAAAGUACAAGACGAAUCACGUGAAGAAUCUCGUGGUGAAGCCCGACGUGAAGUACAAGAAAAUCUACGACAAGAACAAGAAACUAACACCAUGCGUUCUGCAAUUUCUUUAAACGACGUCCGUACGUUCAGAAAUGACAUGGACGAUCUAACAACAACAAAAUCUUUAAACUCUUCCUACCUAUCAAACACUAUUCAAGCUAUUUUAUUGGCCAUCCUAGUCGCACAAGUGUGCGCUGGUUCCAAUGACUUGAAAAAAUUGAGUUUUGCCAACAUUUUGAGCUUCCCCAGGAAACUAAAGAUGGCUUAAACGAACAACGAGAAAACAUCACGAAAAAAUUUAAUUUAAUUUUAAUUUUACUUUUACUCAAAUAGUUAAUAAUAUGCAGUACAAAUAACGUAAUGAACGAUGACAACCGCUAAUGAACAAAGGUACCUUCUCUAUUUUAAAUAAAUAUAAUACUUAUAUACUUAAAUUAAUAAUAUUAUAUUGUAAUUAAAUGUACUCUAGUAGUUGUUAAUUAACUCAAAUAUUUAUUCAUAUGGAAACACUUGUAUUGUUUAUGAUAUUCUUGCGAGGUAAACCCCAAAUCUUACAAAAUAUUCUAUUUAAUAUCUAUAUAUGUAUUAGUAAAAGUAUAA